Messenger RNA from Athene cunicularia (burrowing owl), 1244 nucleotides. It is a transcript of the gene CCDC34, whose product is annotated as coiled-coil domain containing 34. Lineage: Eukaryota; Metazoa; Chordata; Aves; Strigiformes; Strigidae. Bases 4 to 966 code for a protein of 320 amino acids. The transcript is spliced from 6 exons. The record is from RefSeq and is a predicted model, not a curated record.
GGCAUGAGCAGCGUUGCCCGCACCCGCGGCAGGAGGAGGAGGCGGCCCUCCCGCCUCAGCCCGCCGUCCUCCACCAGCUCCGAGGGCCGGGAGCCGCUCAGUCCCUCCGGCGGCUCCCCGCUCUCCCCCGCGUCCCGCCCCAGCUCCCCGAGCGGCGAGGAGGAGGAGGAGGAGCGGGCCGCGGCCUCCCGGAGCCGGCGAGGCGAUAGGAAGGCUGAAGACUCUGAAAUAGCAAUGGGGGGAAAAGAGUCACCUUUGAAAGAUAAUCUUUCACCGUGGGAAGAAUGGUUCAUUGGCAAAGAGAAGGAGCUACGUGCCCGCUUACAAGCUAGAGCUGCAGAGGAAAUGAAAAUACAGCUAGAGAAGAUGAAGCAAAAGCAAGAAUAUGAAAGGAGGAAAAGGAUAGCUGAAGAGAAGCACAAGGAAUGGGUCCAGAAAAAAAGAGAAGAGGAAAGAAGGGAAAGGGAACGAAAGCUGAGCAAAGAAAUGUCAGAAAAAGCCACAAAGGAACUAGAAAAAAUGCAGUUACAAGAAAAGGCCGAAGUAAAGUAUAAAGAAUGGUUAAAGAAGAAGAGAGCUGAAGAGGCAGAAAAAAAGAAGAAAGAGAAGGAAAAAGAAAAAGAAAGGGAAGCUGAGCUACAGGAGAAGAAAGAAAGAGCAGAGAAGAUCUUUAAGGAAUGGCUCCAUGAUGCUAGAAAUAAACCACGUCCUGUUUUAAACGGUUAUGGCUUUCCACGUGGGAAGUCUACAGGGUGUGCUGAUGGAAGCUUGUAUCCAGUUCCAGCAUAUUGUAACCCCAUUCCUUGGAAACCUGUACAUGUGCCUCCUCCAAAGGAAGACAAUGUUCUUACCAUGAAGAAGAGUAAGAGACCUGUAUCUAGCAGGUCACAUGUGUCUUCGCCUGUGGUAAUUUAUAAGCCCAAGAACAACCUUUGUAUUGGAUCCUUGUGCAGAAAGCAGUUCUAGUACAGAAAACAAAACCACUCACAUGAUCUUGAGUGAACUGGGCCAUAAAUAUGAAGGUAUAUGUAGUUAUAUGUCCAAAACGGGAUGCUACUUUUUAAAAUUUUUGUGAAAAGGUUUUGUAUUUACAACUAACUGACCAAUGAGCUUUUUAUAUUUUUAGUUUUUUACUUUGCAUUUUAGUAAAAGAGAAAAAAGGGAAAAAAAAAAGUCAUAUUUAGUCAAUUGUAAUGAGACUGUACCUCAAUAAAACACACAGGUUUGUUUCUUCUUUUCCUCUU